CUCUCUCCUCUCUCUGUCAGUAUUCCUCCCUACCUGUCUGAACAGGGAGCAGUGGAGCGCUGUGGGGCAGAGGAGAAAGAGAAAGAGUGGAAAUAAAGGGAGAUGAGGCGAGAAGGAGUAGGAACAAAGACAAAUUGAAGGACAAAACAGGAAAGACGUGUAUUGAGAUGAGUGUGGACGAACGGAGGGUUAGAGAGGUGUAGAGAGAAGAGAAGCGUUGGCGUGUGAAGAGGUUGCUCUGUUUUUGUCCUCCGUUGGAAAACAUUUCCCCUGUUGGUGUGGUGUUGGUGUGGUGUUGGCUUGGUAUGGAUGCUAUCAUGCUGCAGGAGAAACUGGUGGAACGCUUGCUUUGCCAUCGAGUCAAAACCUCCAGACAGAAGGUAAAAAAACUGGAACAUGACAGUCGAGAGAGGGAGAGAGAGGAUAGAGGGAGACCUGGGAGAGAGAAAGAGAAGGGAGAGGGGUCAAUGUCACACACACACUCGGAAAUUUCUCAUAAACACACCUUUCUCUCUCUAACAUGUCAUGUUAGUAUGAAGGUGGAUAGAACAUACUAUUGUCUUAAGUCAUGUCCUGAUGGGUUCAUGACAGAUUUAUGGAUAGUUUGAUUGUUCUGUCUGUGGGAUUUGUGUUCCCAAACACACCCUAGAAGUAAAUCAGACGUUUGUAUGAUUACUCAUUGAUUAUGAAACCAGCGCUGUAGAUUUCCGUAUUCUGGGUGUGUGACUUCAGCCCUGGCUCUAUUCCAUGUCAUGUGACUGUGUUUGUUUGUGUGUGUGCAUGUGUUGGAAGUUAAGCCGUGCCCCAGGGGCUGUCGGAAAUGCAUAUGACAGGUUAUGACAACUUAUAAUAGACCCUGACUGAGUAUUUCUUUGGCAUGUGUGUUUGUUUGUUUUAGGUUUAAAAAGGGCCAUUCAGGCCUGGUCAAUACAGCCUCUGUCAGCCUCUGUUGGCUGCCAGACUCUGCGUUGGUAGACUGGCAAGGCUGUGUGUGUGUGUGUGGUGGGGGGGGGGGGGGGGUGGGUGUAUGGAGUCUUCAGUUCUGUAGGGUCUGUGUAAGGAGCAGCUUUGGAUUUUACAUUUACAUUUUAGUCAUUUAGCAGACGCUCUUAUCCAGAGCGACUUACAGUUAGUGAGUGCAUACAUUUUCAUACUGGCCCCCCGUGGGAAACGAACCCACAACCCUGGCGUUGCAAGCGCCAUGCUCUACCAACUGAGCUACAGGGGACCUGGAUGAUGUGUGAAUGGUGUCAGAAGGGGAUGGGGUGGUGGUGUGUAUGGAGUCUUCAGUUCUGUAGGGUCUGUGUAAGGAGCAGCUUUGGAUGAUGUGUGAAUGGUGUCAGAAGGGGAUGGGGAGAGCUGCCAGUAAGACAGCUGUGCGCGCCAUUGUGUAGUGGAAAAGUCAUAGAUCGGUCAUACUUUUCUCUGUCUGUCUGUGUGUGUGGAAAAAGCGCAGCGCCAGGUCUUAGAGAUUCUAAAUGGAAUGUCAUGAAUGCAUUUUCCCCCUUUCCUCCCUCCUAUUGUCAACGUAUUUGUCCAUACUGUAAUUGUAGCAUGGUGGGUUGAGUUGAGUUUGAAUUUCAGCUGUAGUCCCCUGUAGCUCAGUUGGUAGAGCAUGGCGCUUGGCGCUUGCAAUGCCAGGGUUGUGGGUUCGUUUCCACGGGGGGCAAGUAUGAAAAUGUAUGCACUCACUAACUAAGUUACUAAGUCUAAGAACUAAGUCGCUCUGGAUAAGAGCCUCUGCUAAAUUACUAAAAUGUAAAUGUAUUUUAAUUUCAAUGGUAGUUUUGCGCACAUUCAUUCAGCUCUUGGGAAUGUUGCUUUGACUUGAUCUCUGACUGUCUCUCUCUCUCUCUCUCUCUCUCUCUCUCUCUCUCUCUCUCUCUCUCAGGAGAAGCAGUAUGUGGGUUUUGCCACCCUCCCUAACCAGGUGCACAGGAAGUCAGUGAAAAAGGGAUUUGACUUCACCCUCAUGGUCGCCGGUCAGUGAAAGUAUUUAUUGUAGCCUUCUUAAAGAAGUAAAACGACACAGUGCUAUUAAGUACUUAAUGUGUGUUCAUGAAUGUUCACUCUGUGUUAGUGUUGAUGGCCAUGUGUGUCUGUGUGUGUAUGUAUGUACACUACCAUUCAAAAGUUUGGGGUCACUUAGAAAUGUCCUUGUUUUCGAAAGAAAAUCAACUUUUUUUCCAUUAAAAUAACAUCAAAUUGAUCAGAAAUACAGCGUAGACAUUGUUAAUGUUGUAAAUGGCUAUUGCGUCUCACAGGUCCUCACGUUGAGACUGGUGUUUUGCGGGUACUAUUUAAUGAAGCUACCAGUUGAGGACCUGUGAGACGCAAUAGCCAUUUACAACAUUAACAAUGUCUACACUGUAUUUCUGAUCAAUUUGAUGUUAUUUUAAUGGACAAAAAAAAUGCUUUUCUUUCGAAAACAAGGAAUUUCUAAGUGACCCCAAACUUUUGAACGGCAGUGUAUGUAUGUACAGUUGAAGUUGGAAAUGUACAUACACCUUAGCCAAAUACAUUUAAACUCAGUUUUUCACAAUUCCUGACAUUUAAUCCUAGUAAAAAAAUCCCUGUCUUAGGUCAGUUAGGAUCACCACUUUAUUUUAAGAAUGUGAAAUGUCAGAAUAAUAGUAGAGAGAAUGAUUUAUUUCAGCUUUUAUUUCUUUCAUCACAUUCCCAGUGGGUCAGAAGUUUACAUGCACUCCAUUAGUAUUUGGUAGCAUUGCCUUUAAAUUGUUUAACUUGGGUCAAACAUUUCGGGUAGCCUUCCACAAGCUUCCCACAAUAAGUUGGGUGAAUUUUGGCCCAUUCCUCCUGACAGAGCUGGUGUAACUGAGUCAGGUUUGUAGGCCUCCUUGCUCACACACACUUUUUCAGUUCUGCCCACACAUUUUCUAUAGGAUUGAGGUCAGGGCUUUGUGAUGGCCACUCCAAUACCUUGACUUUGUUGUCCUUAAGCCAUUUUGCCACAGCUUUGGAAGUAUGCUUGGGGUCAUUGUCCAUUUGGAAGACCCAUUUGCGACCAAGUUUUAACUUCCUGACUGAUGUCUUGAGAUGUUGCUUCAAUAUAUCCACAUAAUUUUCCUUCCUCAUGAUGCCAUCUAUUUUGUGAAGUGCACCAGUCCCUCCUGCAGCAAAGCAGCCCCACAGCAUGAUGCUGCCACCCCUGUGCUUCACGGUUGGGAUGGUGUUCUUCGGCUUGCAAGCAACCCCCUUUUCCUCUAAAUGUAACAAUGGUCAUUAUGGCCAAACAGUUCUAUUUUUGUUUCAUCAGACCAGAGGACAUUUCUCCAAAAAGUUUUGGAGCAGUGGCUUCUUCCUUGCUGAGCGGCCUUUCAGGUUAUGUCGAUAUAGGACUUGUUUUACUGUGGAUAUAGAUACUUUUGUACCUGUUUCCUCCAGCAUCUUCACAAGGUCCUUUGCUGUUGUUCUGAGAUUGAUUUACACUUUUCACCACGUUCAUCUCUAGGAGACCGAACGCGUCUCCUUCCUGAGCGGUAUGACGGCUGCGUGGUCCCAUGGUGUUUAUACUUGCGAACUAUUGUUUGUACAGCUGAACGUGGUACCUUCAGGCGUUUGGAAAUUGCUCCCAAGGAUGAACCAGACUUGUGGAGGUCUACAAAUUUUUUUCUGAGGUCUUGGCUGAUUUCUUUUGAUUUUCCCAUGAUGUCAAGUAAAGAGGCACUGAGUUUGAAGGUAGGCCUUGAAAUGCAUCCACAGGUACACCUCCAAUUGACUCAAAUGAUGUCAAUUAGCCUAUCAGAAGCUUCUAAAGCCAUGACAUCCUUUUCUGGAAUUUUCCAAGCUGUUUAAAGGCACAGUCAACUUAGUGUAUGUAAACUUCAGACCCACUGGAAUUGUGAUACAGUGAAUUAUAAGUGAAAUAAUUUGUCUGUAAACAAUUGUUGGAAAAAUUACUUGUGUCAUGCACAAAGUAGAUGUCCUAACCAACUUGCCAAAACUAUAGUUUGUUAACAAAAAAUGUGUGGAGUGGUUGAAAAACGUGUUUUAAUGACUCCAACCUAUGUGUAUGUAAACUUCCGACUUCAACUGUAUAUCAUGUUACAGGGGAGUCUGGUAUGGGUAAAUCUACUCUGGUCAACAGCCUGUUCCUCACAGACCUGUACAAGGACAGGAAACUACUCAAUGCUGAGGGUGAGUAACACACACGCAUUCGUGCGCACACACACACACCUCCAAAUGUCAACAACAGCAAAAAAAAAUGCCAUCUCAUCAGAGGUUCUCUUCCCUCCAUCCCUACCUCUCGCCUUCCCUUUCUCAGAGCGUAUCAACCAGACAGUUGAGAUCAUUAAGCACACGGUGGACAUUGAGGAGAAAGGAGUGAAGCUGAAGCUGACCAUUGUAGACACACCAGGCUUUGGAGACGCUGUCAACAACAAUGAAUGGUGAGAUAACUCUAGUCCUCAACUAAUCCUGUCCUAGCCCUGCCAUGAUCCUACAAACUCUUUAACAUUUUACUGCAGUGGGCUAAAUCAGGGUCAUACAGUGAUUCUUGGUAGUCUUAAACAAAUCUACUUUGAAACAAAAGUAUACACCUCACACACAUGGUUAUGGGCUUUAAAAAAAGAAGACACCUGUACCAUGUCAGAUAUAGAGUUGAAAUGUAUUCAAUUUUGAGUUUGCAUCCCAAUAUUACACUUUAUAAACUGGGUGGUUCGAGCCCUGAAUGCUGAUUGGUAUACCACGGGUAUGACCAAAGAAAAAUGUUUUACUGUUCUAAUUACGUUGGUUACCAGUUUAUAAAAGCAAAAAGGCACCUCAGGGGUUUGUGGUAUAUGGCCAGUAUACCACAGCUAGGCACUCUGCGUUGCAUCGUGCAUAAGAACAGCCCUUAGACGUGAUAUUUUAGCCAUAUACCACACCUCCUCUGGCCUUAUUGCUUAACUAUAUACAUUACAGAAGACUGAACUGUAACAAAACCAUUUGACAUAGAAACACCGGAUUUUCGGCGGGUUUUUUGAAAUUAUGUUUGUUAAUAACAUUCCAGCAUGAGGCCACUAGAGGGCGAUUUGGUAAUUUGACUGCAGGAAAGGGGUACGGCUUCUGUAUGGGUUAGUAGAUUGACCUAAAAUAGGAAUGAUGGCGGCAAUGAUCUUGUAUGUUGUUCCUGUAAGCCUUGACUGAUUGUGACGUGUGUGUUUGUGUGUGAGUGUAGCUGGAAGCCCAUCACAGACUACAUUGACCAGCAGUUUGAGCAGUACUUCAGAGAUGAGAGUGGACUGAACAGGAAGAACAUCCAGGACAACAGAGUCCACUGCUGCCUCUACUUCAUACCUCCUUUUGGACAUGGGUAACACACACACACACACACACACACACAGAGAGGAAUGUGAUGGGGUAGUGACAGGUAUAGCUGUGAUGACUAGAUCGUAAUAAAACGUCCUGAAUGUGAUGACAGGAGGAGCAUAUACCUGUAAGAUACUAUGUAAACAGCACCAGUACAACUCAACCAGCAAACCCUGUUAUUAUUCUCCACCUUACUCAUAGUCAGAGUGCGCUUUCCUCCAUGGAAUGCACACACACUGACCAGGUCCGUCUCCUUCUAUCCCUUGUAGACUGCGUCCAGUAGAUGUUGAGUUUAUGAAGGCUCUCCAUGAGAAGGUGAAUGUAGUUCCUCUCAUAGCCAAGGCUGACUGUCUCACUCCCAACGAGAUCAAGAAACUCAAAGACAGGGUGAGUCCAUCAGAGCAGACAGACUGCAACUACUGAAGCAGGUGUCACAUUAUGAUGGUAAGGUUGGCUGCAGGAACGUUGGGAAGUUAGUCAUUUUCAUUUGUUUAGGUAAGCGCAACUCCCUCAGAACCUCGGCGCUCCCCUCCAAACAAUGUCUCACCCAGUGCAAUGUGGCGUGUGUGUGUGUGUAGGUCCGUGAGGAGAUCGAGAGGUUUGGCAUUAAGGUAUACCAGUUCCCAGAGUGUGACUCUGAUGAGGACGAGGAGUUUAAACAACUGGACAAAGAGCUGAAGGUGAGACACACAGCUGGAGCCUGAACAUCAAUAAGAAAUGUACAAGUGGAACGAGACCACUAAACUCAACCAUCCCUUGUCAAUCUAUCAUGCCAAAUCGUGUGUGUGUGUAGGAGUGCUGUCCGUUUGCGGUGAUUGGCAGUAACACUGUGGUUGAGGCCAGGGGCCAGAGAGUGAGAGGGAGACUUUACCCAUGGGGCAUUGUGGAAGGUGGGUGACAACAAUGGAGGACGCAACAAUAUUACUCAGGGCUUUGACUCUUAAGUUGCGUGGUAGAACAUGCUUUUCCUCACAUAUGACAAUUUUGAAGGAAAUAUUACUACAACUCAAACUAUGAAAAACAAUUUUAAAAUACCCAACCAAUGCAUUAUGAUUAGGCUCAGGAGUUUUCUUGCUCAGAUCACUUGGUCAAGCAGAAAUCCACGUCCCUAAUAGGACUCAGUGCUGGUGGAUACAACAGAAGGAAUGUUUUAUCUCAGCAAAUCAUCUCAUUGUAAUAUGAUCCAGUCUGUCUGUUUGUUUGUGUUUCAGUGGAGAACCAGUCUCACUGUGACUUUGUGAAGCUGAGGAACAUAUUGAUCCGCUCCCACAUGCACGACCUCAAAGACGUGACCUGUGAUGUGCACUAUGAGAACUACAGAGCGCAGUGUAUACAGGACAUGACCAGGUGUGUGUGUGCGUGUGUGCACGGCUGUGUGUGUGUUUAUACUGUAGAGGUCAGAGAGAAUGCAAGAGAAAGUAUGAGUUGCUUGGUUUAUUGCUGAUGUUGAUUUUUAUCUUUAGUUUUGUUUAUUAAUAUUGCAUGCCCUUGUGUAUGAGUCUGUAUUCAUGUUACCUGUUUGUUUUCCCCUCAGUAAAAUGACGCAAGACAACCGAAUGGAGAGCCCGAUCCCCAUCUUGCCCCUGCCCACCCCCGAUGUGGAGACCGAUAGACUCAUCAAGAUGAAAGAUGAAGAGGUAAACUGAUAUGUAAUUAUGGGUAACAUCACCCAUACAGGCUAGUCUCCAGUUUAUAGAAAGAUGUCAUUACCACUCAAUCUUUCUAUCUCUAUCUCUCGCUCUCUAUCUCACUCUCGCUCCAGUUGGCGAGGAUGCAGGAGAUGCUGAAUAAGAUGCAGCAGCAUAUCCAUGAUGGGAAGGACUAGUGAGCCUCCUCUGCGGCAGACCCGGGCUACAGCCCCAUCUGCUGGCCAGCCACUGAACUACAUCCACAACUUCAGACGAACAAAUGCAAACAAUACCAUACAUACCAACAUGUUACUUACUGAUAUAAUCAGCAUUGUGUUUGGGGGGGGAAACAGUAGCUGUAUAUUCAUUGGUCAUUUUUUUUUUUUUGU
Coregonus sp. 'balchen' is the source of this 7327-nucleotide messenger RNA. NCBI's taxonomy places the organism in Eukaryota, Metazoa, Chordata, Actinopteri, Salmoniformes, Salmonidae. The record is from the annotation of a GenBank genome assembly.